Messenger RNA from Ruditapes philippinarum (Manila clam), 2763 nucleotides. RefSeq lists its product as uncharacterized. The coding region runs from base 1 to 2025 and encodes 674 amino acids. The record is from RefSeq and is a predicted model, not a curated record. The transcript has a single exon. Lineage: Eukaryota; Metazoa; Mollusca; Bivalvia; Venerida; Veneridae.
AUGGACGAUAUUGGUGUAAACGAGAAAUUGGUGAUGAGGAGAAGACAUACAUUUAUGCUGAAUGAGAAAAUUCUAUCUUUAAUAGACGGGUUAAAGGGAGACGAUGUCAACACAUAUUUUUUAGGUAGUCAAAGUGAAGGGUCUGUUACAAAAGGACUUCAAUCUGAUUUUGAUAUACUAAGUUGCGAUAAUGCGUAUAAUGUGAUACAGGAUAUUGGUGACUUUCAAAAUGGCAAGCACAACUAUCUUAUAGCCACAGAUGAUAAUACAACUAAAGGAUACUGUUAUCUCCAGGUAAUCGAAUCCAGUCAAGCAAAGACUGGUGAAGGUAAUGAUUAUCUAGAGAAUUUGGUUUUGAAAAAUACAAAACAUCACGAUGCUGUUAGUUUGAAAUGUUUGAUCGGAGCAGCAAUACAUGGACCCGCAAUAAGCACACAAGGAGAACAUAGAACUGAUGAUAUGGAUGCUGUAAUUGCUUAUCCUUGUUUUUCAUGGCCACGUUCAGCAUGUGAUUGGCUACAGCGACAAGGAUUGGGUAGAUGGCCAACACAAGAAAUGAAAAAAGAAUGUGUAAGUAAGGGAUUUUUCUUAGUUCCGGUUGGAAGUAAGAUCAGCAUAGAUCCGGAAAUUGAAUGGAGAAUAUCAACUUCAAUUGCAGAGAGGUGUUUAAUGUUUAGUUUGAACAUUACCCAAUUACGCUGUUACGUUUUAUUGAAAAUGAUUGCAAAAACAUAUUUCUUAUCUAACGGGGACACUAAAAUUUCAAGUUUUAUGUGCAAAACAACAUUAUUUCAUUGCAUAGAAAGGUCAGAGCCCGGAAUGUGGAGAGAAAAUAAUUUAUAUAUAUGUGUGUAUGUCUGUCUGCUACAACUACGGUUCUUCUUAUUAAGUCAAAAAUGUCCACAUUUCAUUAUUACUGAAAAUAAUUUGAUGGCAGGUCAGUUCACGGGCGAGGAACAGCUUGACCUGAUUAGCACACUUAAUAAUCUACUAUGCACAUACAGACUUGGAUUAUUCGGUAUUGAAAUUGACAAUCUUGGUAAAAGAUUAAAGAUAAAACUGAAAAUGAUUGGUAUGAUGAUUGAUUCUAGCGUUCAGUCUCAAAAAGAAAUCAGUGAGUAUAUAUGCUUCAACCUAAAUAUUUGGUUCUUUGCUAAUGUUAUACAAAAGUAUAAAGCUCUGUCAAUGGAAAACAGAGAAACAGUAACAACAUAUAUUCAAAAACUGAACAAGGUUAGUGAAAAGGGUAGCGAAUUAGAAAAGAAAGCGUGCACGUUUCUUUUACCCGAGAUUUACGCAACAUUAGGAUCUGUGUUGGCCUCGUCCAACAUUGGACAAUUUAACCCUGUUUCACAUGAGGCUUUAAGUUAUUUUAUACAAUAUCCAUACAAUAGUGUUUCUACAACACUUAAACUAGCCUCUACAUAUUAUUGCUCAGAAAAUUUGGAAGAAUGUGGAGACAUUCUAAGGCAUAUUGAAAGUGGUGUGGAAUUUAAGAGAACAGCUUUUAUAAACCCAUUCUGUCUAUGCUAUCCACAUCCACAUGUAUUUACAAGAGAACUCAUGGCAUUGUGUUAUAAAGAUGUUACUGAAAUCCAGCCAUUUAUAGGGUAUUGUGUACGUUUCCAUAAAAGUGAAUUUAACUGUAUUCCCCAUGAACUACAAUAUGAAAUGUUCAGAUCUAGUAAAGAUGAUAUGCAGCACAGAGACGAGCUAGAUGAAAUGUGGAUGGACUUAUCGGUGGUUGAUUCUCUCCCUUUCUUGUAUUUCCUAAAAUACAAAGUAUAUAGACAUCAAAAGAGAACAAAAGAAAAAAGACUAGCUUUGGCCAAACUUACAUAUACUUGCACAGGAAACGCAAUUCUUUGUCACAAAGAAACAGCUCUAAAUUUACUUGGACAAUGUUAUGAAGAUCAACUUUGUCAUCAAGAAGCUUUAAAAUGUUACCUGUCUUCACUUCUAGUAAGAAAAAAGAACAAUGCUGCAAAAUGGCAUAUAUGCAAACUACUCGCCAGAAUAUUAUAAUGCAAACGAAAUACAUUUGCUGAUAUAAGACUAACUGUUCACGAGUUAUAGUAACAUGUAUAUUCUUUCUCUAGAUUUCUACAGUAUUUAGCUCACUAUCAUUAAACAGGUUUUCCGAAGGAAAACACUGGUUAUUAGAUUGAGGUAUGUCGGCGGGCGGACGGGCGUAAACAUUUUUUUCUGUGCGCAACUCCUCCUACAUUUCUCAACGGAUUUUGACCAAACUUUCACAGAAGCUUUGUCAUCAAGUGCCCUGGUGCAGAUUGUCAGGGUUUUGUGAUUGGAUAAUAUUUGACCUAAUUAUGGCCCUUUGUUUUUUUUCCUUAUAUAGAAUAUAUAGUGAACAAUUUCUUUUGUGCGCAACUCCUCCUAAAUUUCUCAAAGGAUUUUGUUUAAACUUUCACAGAAGCUUUGUCAUCAAGUGUCCUGAUGCAUAUUGUUGGGGUUUUGUGAUUGGAUAAUUUUUUACCUAAUUAUGGCCCUUUGUUUUUUUUCCUUAUAUAGAGUAUGUAGUGAACAAUUUGUUCUGUUGCGCAACUCCUACAUUUCUCAAGGGAUUUUGUUUAAACUUUCACAGAUUAGCUUUGUCUUCAAGUGCUCUGAUGCAUAUUGUCGGGGUUUUGUGAUUGGAUAAGUUUUUACCUUAUUAUGGCCCUUUGUUUUUUUCCAUAAAAUUUAAUUAUUAGUGUAAUAUACCCUUUUAAUCACAACAAACUUAAUUUAGUUAUAAAACAGAAA